ACUUCUCCACGCAGGUGAACUCCUCCUCCCUCAGCUCCCCCACAGCGCGCAGCUCCAUGGCGGCCCCCUCGCUGCACCCCUCCCUGGGGCCCAGCAUCGGCUCCUCGCUCGGCUCCCCGGGACAGCUGCACUCACCCAUCAGCACCCUUAGCUCGCCCAUCAACGGCAUGGGCCCGCCCUUCUCGGUCAUCAGUUCCCCCAUGGGCCCGCACUCCAUGUCGGUGCCCACCACACCCACCCUGGGCUUCGGCACGGGCAGCCCCCAGCUCAGCUCGCCCAUGAACCCCGUGAGCAGCAGCGAGGACAUCAAGCCCCCACUGGGUCUCAAUGGUGUCCUCAAAGUGCCGGCCCACCCCUCAGGGAACAUGGCGUCCUUCACCAAGCACAUCUGUGCCAUCUGCGGGGACCGCUCCUCAGGCAAGCACUAUGGGGUGUACAGCUGCGAGGGCUGCAAAGGCUUCUUCAAGCGGACGGUGCGCAAGGACCUGACCUACACCUGCCGGGACAACAAGGACUGCCUGAUUGACAAGCGGCAGCGGAACCGCUGCCAGUACUGCCGCUACCAGAAGUGCCUGGCCAUGGGCAUGAAGCGCGAAGCCGUGCAGGAGGAGCGGCAGCGAGGCAAGGACCGGGGCGAGAGCGAGGUGGAGUCGACCAGCAGCGCCAACGAGGACAUGCCGGUGGAGAAGAUCCUGGAGGCCGAGCUGGCGGUCGAGCCCAAGACGGAGGCCUACGUGGAGGCGAACGUGGGGCUGAGCCCCAGCUCG
Capra hircus (goat) is the source of this 767-nucleotide messenger RNA. RefSeq names its product retinoic acid receptor RXR-alpha. The record is from RefSeq and is a predicted model, not a curated record. Gene Ontology annotation, cellular component: RNA polymerase II transcription regulator complex; nucleus. Lineage: Eukaryota; Metazoa; Chordata; Mammalia; Artiodactyla; Bovidae. Gene Ontology annotation, molecular function: nuclear steroid receptor activity; nuclear receptor activity; zinc ion binding. Gene Ontology annotation, biological process: cell differentiation; retinoic acid receptor signaling pathway; positive regulation of transcription by RNA polymerase II.